AUGUUGAUUUUCAAGAGAUUAAUUGUUUGGCUGAUUUUAUGCGGGUUUACUCUAUUGCAGUUCUCACUCUAUGUUCCAAGCUUCUCGUGUGCGCUUUCUCCGGGGGUGCCAACAUGUGCAGAGCAAUUCAGCUUCACCGUUGUUGGUGGUUCAAAAAUGACUAGAGAAUUGAUUGGCAGUAUCAAAGAGCUUUUGAAAUUAAUAUCUUAUUUGGCCAUAGAUUUGGGAUGGUCGAGCGAUCUAGCCGAUUCGAGCAUGUACGAUGACGAAAAUCUAGUUAAUACGUUCAACGCAGAGAACAUUUACAAGGUGAACUAUUUCAGCUAUUGUAAAAAAACUGAUGGGAAGAAAAUGUAUUGCGUUCGAAAUGGCGGUAAUGGUAUGGAUGUAAUUACAGUACUGGUCAGAGAUGUCGGAAUUCAACUCGGCAAUAUUUCACCAUUACACGUCAAUGACACAGAGAUUUUAGGUGACUCGUUGGUCAUAAGCUACCACUUAGCAUUGACCUCGAUAAGAAAAUUCAUCAAGGGCGACCGUUCCAGAGAUAAUGCUUUCUUCAAUACAUUUCUUCGCGUGAACCCAGAAGAUGCUCCACAAGAAAAGACAAACACAUCUCUGUACAGUAAAGGUGUCGAAAUAUUACAUUGUCUUCGGUUGUUCAACCAGUUGCUCUUUUUUUUGCAAACUUCAGAAAUCAUAGUCAGUUUUUCUUUCUUCCUGGCUGUGCUGGGAUUUGGAGUCGUUUUGACCUUUCUUAAAAGGCAGUGUAUAUUGCCUGCAAUUCUCAAACUGAUGUGCUCCUUACUAGUCUCUGUCGCAGCAAUAUCUUUAUUUUGCACAAUAAUUUAUUUGCUACUACUUAAGUCUUUGGAGCCGUCAAGUAAUAGUACCACAGCACCCACGGGAUGGGAAUUAUUAGAACUGCAUGUGGGCAAAGGUUUUGUGAUUAGUUGUGUCAGAUUGGCAAUCCAACUCUUCCUAUUACCUUUCACAAUCAUCAUAGCAAAUCACUACACUAUGAAAGAGCCCAAAAAGCCCGUAUUGGAAUCUAAAAGCGCUUGUUUCAACGCGGAUGAAGCAUGA
Messenger RNA from Zygotorulaspora mrakii, 1083 nucleotides. RefSeq names its product Sma2p (gene SMA2). NCBI's taxonomy places the organism in Eukaryota, Fungi, Ascomycota, Saccharomycetes, Saccharomycetales, Saccharomycetaceae. The transcript has a single exon. Bases 1 to 1083 code for a protein of 360 amino acids. The record is from RefSeq and is a predicted model, not a curated record.